Molecule: messenger RNA, 2240 nt
Organism: Ceratosolen solmsi marchali
Lineage: Eukaryota; Metazoa; Arthropoda; Insecta; Hymenoptera; Agaonidae
Product: putative fatty acyl-CoA reductase CG5065
Exons: 9
Coding region: 125-1753 (542 amino acids)
Biological process (GO): long-chain fatty-acyl-CoA metabolic process
Cellular component (GO): peroxisome
Molecular function (GO): alcohol-forming very long-chain fatty acyl-CoA reductase (NADP+) activity
Source: RefSeq, a predicted model, not a curated record
AGAGAUAGAGAGUGCGUAGAAAGCGAGCGAGAGAGGGACGGACGGACGGACGGACGAAGAGGAGCUGGAGAAAGUGCUCGCCAGUCGUGCACGGAUCUGAUAAUAAGAAGCAAUCGCAGUGAGGAUGGUCGAGGUACUGAUGGAGUCGGGCGGCCAGGAUGUCGUGGUCGCGGAAAGCGGCGGUUCACGCGCCCACACGCCCACGGAAUGUCCGCCGAAACUGCCGCAGCAGAACGAGAAGGAGGGCCAGGUCGAGCUCACCCGGCUCCAGGAAUUCUACGCUGACCAAAGUAUCUUUAUAACCGGGGGCACCGGAUUCAUGGGCAAACUUCUCGUGGAGAAGCUACUGCGUCGUUGCCCCGGCAUCGCCUUCAUUUACCUGCUGGUGCGGCCCAAGAAGGGCAAGGAUGUGCACCAGCGCACCGAGGAGCUCUUUGACGACCCCCUCUUUGCCAAACUGAGGGAAGAACUGCCGAAAUUCCGCCAUCAGAUAGUGGCGAUUUCCGGCGAUUGCAGCCUCCCGGGCUUGGGGAUCUCCCCAUCGGAUAGGGAAAUUCUAAUCCGCGAGGUCUCGAUUGUCUUCCAUGUGGCUGCGACGGUGCGAUUCGACGAGAAGCUCAAGCUCGCCGUUGCCAUUAAUGUCCAGAGUCCCAGGGAUGUUCUCACUUUGUGCAAAGAAAUGCCGCAGCUCAAAUCUUGUAUUCAUGUCUCAACUGCUUAUGCUAAUUGUAUUCAAAAUACAAUUGAAGAAAAAUUUUAUGAUUCACCGAUUGACGGACACAAACUUAUCUCUCUGGUCGAGAAUAUGGACGAAAAGCUCGUCGAUGACAUAACCAGACCGCUCCUCGGCAGGUGGCCGAACACUUAUACCUUCACAAAAGCCGUAGCUGAAGAUAUUGUCCGUAAAGAAGGGGCGGACAUACCAGUCGGUGUAUUUAGACCUGCCAUUGUGAUCUCGACGUACCAGGAGCCAAUCAGAGGCUGGAUCGACAAUAUGUACGGGCCGACGGGUGUUGCGGCGGGUGCGGGAACUGGACUUUUGCGCUCCAUACACUGCGACGGCUCGAUAAAGGCGAACGUCGUCCCCGGCGACAUGACCGUCAACGCCCUUAUCGCCAGCGCAUGGGACGUCGCCUCGAUGAAAAAGAACAACAAGAACAACAAUGACAUACCGAUUUACAAUUACGUCUCCAAGGACAAUCCGAUAACAUGGGACGAUCUGAAGGAAAUGUCGGCAAAGUAUGGACUAGACUUACCUACGACGCGAGCUGUUUGGUAUUACAGCUUCAGGAAUACCAAAAACAAGUUCCUCCAUUUAUUUUUCAUUUAUUUUUUGCAUUUGCUGCCGGCUCUGCUUGUCGACACUGCCACCAUUUGCAUUGGCAAGCAGCCAAGGAUGCUCAAAGUUUACAAGAAAAUCCACAGAUUCAUGGAAGUCCUUAACUAUUUCACUACGAAGGAAUGGGCGUUCACGAACGAACACGUUCAUGCUCUCGUUGACAAGCUGGACAAUAAGGAUCGCAAUAUCUUCUAUAUGGAUAUGAGAGAUGUUGUUUGGGACACGUACUUUCAGAAUUACAUGAGGGGCAUCAGGCUUUAUCUUAUCAAAGAUCCUAUUGAGACUCUGCCCCAGGCGCGAAUUAAGUGGAAAAGAAUGUACUGGAUUCAUCAAGCGGUCAAAGUCUUUUUAGCCUGCGCUUUCCUAAGGCUCAGUUGGUUCGUCCUAAGUACGCUGUUCUCCGCAGUUUCGUAAAUGUCGCAAACCUCCUGCCAGCGCGACGCCGAGCAUCUUCACUACAUCAGGCGAAGUGCUAAUAAAUGGCGACGGCGGACUCUCAAGCGUCGAUUUCGUACGAAAUGAACAUCAUCGGGCAUAAGUUAAGGGCCACAUUUAUCGUUAAGCUGAGCUGCAACCAUCGACACUCGACCGAUCUCAGCUGGACGUCGCCGAAAUGUGCAUUACAUGUUUGGGAGGAAUACGUUAAUAUUGCCAAUCGGUCUAACUACUAAAAUAAAAGCGAGGAUAGAAGGAAAUGUUUGCAAUUUGUGCUUUUAACAGCCAAUACGGAAUGGUUGUCGGUUUAUCGAAGUUGGCCUGCGGCUUGAAUACGAAAAAAAAAAACUGUACAUUACUUGCUAUAUCUUCGAUUAAUUAAAUUCACCAAAUUAGGGAUACGUUGCGAACGGAUUAUUAUGCGACGUAGAAUUUAGCGUUUUUGUAUGUGGAUUAUUUAUAUUAA